Anguilla anguilla (European eel) is the source of this 4111-nucleotide messenger RNA. RefSeq names its product PAX3 and PAX7 binding protein 1 (gene paxbp1). Gene Ontology annotation, biological process: mRNA splicing, via spliceosome; positive regulation of transcription by RNA polymerase II. The record is from RefSeq and is a predicted model, not a curated record. The transcript is spliced from 18 exons. Gene Ontology annotation, cellular component: nucleus. NCBI's taxonomy places the organism in Eukaryota, Metazoa, Chordata, Actinopteri, Anguilliformes, Anguillidae. Gene Ontology annotation, molecular function: DNA binding. The coding region runs from base 148 to 2877 and encodes 909 amino acids.
AUCAACUGAGUUUCCUUCUUGGCGUGCUAUGGCGGACGAUGGUCCUGUUGUGUUUCUCGGUGCUCAGUCCGCUGAUGGGAGCAUUUAAGUAUUUUUCCUACGCAUUGCAUUCGUGAACAUUGCGUUUGUUUCGAAUCCAGGACAGCGAUGUUUAAAAAAGCAAAGAGGGUUAAUUUCAGGCGGAGGAAUAAAUCGGACGACGACGAAAAGGAGGACAUCCAGCUACCGCAGCCAUGCGGCCCUGCAGCGGAGGAUCCCAGCGCUCGCGUACAAGAAGGCUUCAAUCCGGAGCCUUUCGCGGUUGUUAACUUUGACGUGCAUCACGGAAAUGGACUCCAGACUAACGCUGUAAAGGCAGUUAAGGAUAAGGAGAAAAAGAAGAACAAGGAUAGCCGUGAAGCCCCUAAAGCCAGUCUACUGAGCUUUCAAGAUGAUGAAGAUGACACAGAGGUCUUUAGAGUGAAGAAACCUAACCACAGCAAGAAGAUUGUCAAACAGCUGAAGAAAGAAUACAAGGAAGAUUUGGAGAAGACUGGUGAUGUCAAACAGGAUUCUAGCACUGGCAAUGAUGAGGUGGCAGGGUUGUUGCCGGUGGGCAUUAAGGAGGAGCCGCGGACUGAGAGCAGCCGGGCCAGCAGUGAGCAGGGCGAGGAGGAGAUGGAAGUGGACAGCACCGAGGACCAGGAGGAGGACAGCGAGACCAGGAGCACCCCGGGAGGAGCUUUUUCCAACACUCUGUCCUCUCUCAGCACACUCAGACCCGGUGAGAUCCCAGAUGCAGCCUUCAUUCACGCAGCCCGCAAGCGACGGCAGCUGGCCAGAGAGCAGGGCGGGGACGUGCCCCCCCCGGAGACGGAGGGGCCGAAGAAGCGCCUGGUCCGAGAGGACGAGCAUGACGGAAGCGACGACGAAGACGAGGAUGAGAAGAGAAUAAUCUUCAGCGGCGUCAGGCAGAAGACCCAGCGGCAGAAGAUAGCAGAGGAGAUAGGCAUCGAGGGCAGCGACGACGAGGCUCUGGAUGCCACUGGCCAGGAUGAGGAGCUGAGCCGAUGGGAGCAGGAGCAGAUCAGGAAGGGCAUUAGCAUCCCACAAGUCAUGACCAGCCAGCCAGAAGAAAUGAAUAUGUAUUACCCAAGCACCUAUGAGAGUCAGCCAUAUGGGUCAUCCUACGGCCUCACAUAUUCCUACAGCUCAGUGGGAGCGGACGACCCCAAGCCUAUCAAAUCCGAAAGCUCAGUAACCUAUACCGCCCCUAGUAGUGAACUGACUCCUAUCACUACUGAUUUGGUAAAGAAACGGCUUCAAGACAGGCUCAGCUCCAUGCGCCAGGGGCUCAAUAGCAAUACUAAGCGCUACAAGCAGAUAGAGGAGGAGCUGGAGGCCUCAGUCAACACCAUUCAGCGCCUAGAGGGCUCCUCCGACACGGUCGCAGACCAGUAUAAAUUCUUGCAAGAAAUGCGAGGGUAUGUUCGAGACUUGCUUGAGUGUUUCAGUGAAAAGGUGCCGACGGUGCUGGAGUUGGAGGCUGCAAUGCAUCAGUUACUAAGGCAACGGGCGUCCCGGCUCGUCCAGAGAAGACAGGAUGAUAUUAAAGAUGAAUCAUCGGAAUUUUCAAGCCUUUCAAGUAAGGCCUUAAUGGCCCCCAAUCUAGACUCGUUCGGCCGAGACCGCAGCGCGUAUCAGGAACACGCUAAACAGAGGAGAAUCGCGGAGAGGGAGGCCAGACGAACUCGCCGUAGACAAGCUAGAGAGCAGAACGGCAAGAGGGCGGAGCACCGCGAGGGACUGUCCAGUGACGAUGAGGAGACCUCCACUGACGUCACCAGCUUCAACCUGGAGAGAGAUCGCAUUUUGAAGGAGUCUAAGAAGGUGUUUGAGGACGUGCUGGAGGAUUUCCACUCCCUGGACAGCAUUAAGGCCCGCUUCGAGGUGUGGAGGAAGCUGUACUUCACCUGCUACCGAGAUGCCUACAUCGGGCUGUGUCUGCCUAAACUCUUCAACCCCCUCGUCCGACUACAGCUGAUCCCCUGGCUGCCCCUGGAGGCGGACUGUCCCAACUUUGAGUACAUGCUGUGGUUUGAGUCUCUGCUGUUCUAUGGCUGUGAAGAGCAGUCCAACAUGCAAAAGGGGGAUGUUGAUGUCAACCUUCUUCCUGCCAUUGUGGAGAGGGUCAUCCUUCCCAAACUCGCACUUCUGGCUGACCAGGUGUGGGACCCCCUGUCCAGCAGCCAGACUGCCUGCCUGGUGGCCUUCAUGCAUAAGCUGAUCAAAGGGUACCCCACAGUACUGCACGGAGACAACAGAAAUACACAGGAGCUGCUGAAGACCAUCGUCUUACGGACACGGCGAACACUGGACAACGACAUAUUCAUGCCGCUGUACCCGAAAAAUGUGUUGGAGAACAAGAACUCUGGUCCAUACCUGUUCUUUCAGAGGCAGUUCUGGUCCUGUGUGAAGCUCCUGGGUAACAUCCUGCAGUGGCACGGCAUCCUGUCCAACUCCACCCUGCGAGAGCUGGCGGUGGACAGCACCCUGAACCGCUACAUCCUGUCCGCCCUGCAGAGCACCGAGCCCGGGGAAGACGGCGUCGAGAAGAGCCAGAGCGUGGUGGAGUGCUUCCCGCCGCAGUGGUUCAGUGGGCUGAAAGGCCAGCAGACACUCCCACAGCUAGAAAACUUCUGCAGGUACCUCAAGCACUUGGCCAGCACCAUUUAUCGGGUCAGCAUGGGCGGUUCCGACGUGGACCGGAGGAACGCAAGGGAACACAUCAAGGCGGUGGUGAAGCUGCUGGGCCGCAUCAACGCCCUGGAUCACGUGGUCGCCGUGGCAACCGAGCAUGGCAUCAAGGACAUUAAAACGUUACUAGAGAGCAAAUGAGAAGGCGUGAGGACUAUAACGGACUUGAGCGUGUGCGUAUGUGUGUGUGAGAGUCCUCCGGGCGUGUAUAUAUUGUGAAUACUGUAGAUGUUUAAAAAAAAAAAAAAAAAAAAAAAAAAAAAGAGAAAGCAUUGGGAUCACUUUCCACUAUCUUCAGCGCAGACGACUGAAAAGGACAACUUCGAUUUCACCGUACGACUGAAAAUGAGCCGCCGGCAAGGCUUUCCCGCCGAAAUCAUCUUGACGGCUGUGCAGCCCAAUGAGGAGACGAGGGAUCCUGCCAGAGCCGGAGCCAGCGUUGGGCACUAACCAUUCCAGAGCUUAUCUUUCACUGCAGGUCAACAGGUUUUUAUCAGUUUGUUGAGUUUGGACAACUCCAUGGCCUGAUGGUCAAUAUCAAACAAAAAAAAAUAUUGACAUUCUAGAGUAAACCACCGUGGGCCCGGCCACGUGAUUCCGAGGAAAGUACUGUACGCCCAAAGGAGUCCCAAACCCUAGUACACGCGCCACGAUUUUGUGCGUCGCAAGCAAGAGGUCCGGGAGGGAGGGAGGCCGACAUGCCUUCGAACAGUUUUAAUCGGGACUGGCCUGAUGCCACUUCACACACACACACCACACCUUCUGAGGGCUGUGUGAAGUGCUAAACGUCAUUGGGGACUUCCCCUGGCUUUUGACCGCGCUCCUGCGGUUGGGUCGGGUGAAACCGCACGCGCUCUUCCACAGCCGUCUGGUGUGCGCUCUCCGCUUCACGCUGCAUGCUUUCUGCCUUCGUGUCUUCCACCGCGCUCCUGCUGUUCCUUUUUUUGUGGUUCUGUAGGACCCGUCUCGCAGGAAACGAAAGCUUCUUGUUGACGCAUUCAAGUGAUCACUUUUUUUUUUUCAGUUGACAGGCAACCCAUGGCUUCUGAAACCUCACGCUGAUUGUGGUUCGGCUGUGAAAAGAUUUCUUGAGUGCUUGACUCGCGUAGCACAGGUGCACGCAAGAGCAAUUUCUGUGGCUUGUAACAAUCUGCCGUUCCUCAGUGUGUUAAGGUGUUCAAACCAAUGAUUUUUGCAUCCUGGACCAAAACUAAUCUGAACUAAAAGCAAGCAUGUAUCAUCUUCAAAAAGCUAAAGGGGGCUGCAAUUGUGAUGAAUGUACUAGGCUUUAGGUAGAUGGGAAAUGUUCUAACAAAUGUGUGCGAUACAUCCGUGAUCUCAUUUGGGUCAUACAACUAGCCUCAAAGUUUUAAAA